This is a messenger RNA of Suillus plorans, 1363 nucleotides long. Its product is annotated as acyl-CoA N-acyltransferase. The coding region runs from base 281 to 1282 and encodes 333 amino acids. The record is from RefSeq and is a predicted model, not a curated record. The transcript is spliced from 4 exons. Gene Ontology annotation, biological process: regulation of DNA-templated transcription. Gene Ontology annotation, molecular function: histone acetyltransferase activity. Lineage: Eukaryota; Fungi; Basidiomycota; Agaricomycetes; Boletales; Suillaceae.
GGGACCUCGAGUGGCCCCGUCCCAAGGUGCUACCGGGCAAGAAAGCUGGGCCUGGCUCACUGCAGAAAGCACCGGGGAAGGCGCCUCGCUCCAGUCAUUAUUGAAGAAAGCGACAUCAAAUGCGGCUGCGGCUGCUUCGCCCACAUCUGCCUCAACCCCUGGCCGCUCUGCUUUUCCCUCGCCAUCACCUGCCCCAUCAUUGAAGCGGAAGUUAACUGAUGAUGAAGAGGAAGAAGAGGAAGAAGAAAUUGAAGGGGAUGAUGUAGACGCAGAAGGCGAGAUGGAUGUCGACGGCGAAGGGGAUACCUUCGAACUUAACGUCAAUGGUGCACAAGUAGAGACGCCCCCUCCCGUUUCUUCAUUCAGCAAAGAACAAGAAAUCGAGAAACUGCGGACAUCCGGCUCGAUGACCCAGUCAAUAUCAGAAAUUGCGCGGGUGAAGAAUUUAAACCGUCUACAGAUUGGCAAACACGAGGUCGAAGCGUGGUACUUCAGUCCAUAUCCAAAGGAAUAUGCGCAUUUACCCGUGCUAUACAUCUGCGAGUUCUGUCUCGCAUAUUUUCCGUCGCCCAUGAUGCUCUCGCGCCACCGACAACGUUGUACGCUAUUUCAUCCACCUGGCAACGAGAUCUACCGCCACCAAGACAUUUCGGUCUUCGAACUUGAUGGGAAGCGGCAAUUAAGCUGGUGUCGGAACCUCAGUUUAUUGUCCAAAUGUUUUCUAGAUCACAAGACGUUGUACUAUGACGUGACACCGUUCAUGUAUUAUGUCAUGUGUCUACGAGAUUCUACAGGGUGCCAUAUUAUCGGUUACUUCUCGAAAGAGAAAGAGUCGGCGGAGAAUUACAACGUCGCAUGUAUCUUGACGCUACCGCAGCAUCAACGCCACGGCUUUGGCAAGCUGCUCAUCGAAUUUUCUUACGAGUUGAGUAAGAAAGAGGGGAAACUUGGCAGCCCUGAAAAGCCCCUGAGCGAUCUGGGCCUACUCGGUUACCGUGCAUAUUGGGCGGAGGUCAUCGUGGAAUUGCUCAUCAAUACGACAGAUGAGCUGAGCAUUGACGAUAUUGCGCAGAAGACGUCUAUCACCCAUGCGGAUAUUAUGAAUACGUGCACAACGUUGCAGCUAUUUAAACACUACAAAGGACAACAUAUCAUUUGUCUCUCGGAAGCCGUUUUGGAGAAACAUGAAAAAGUGCGAAACAAACGCAGGCGUCGGAUUUAUGCCGAUAAUUUGAUCUGGAAGCCACCUGUCUUCACCAGAGAUCAGCUACGGUUUUACUGAUCGCCUCACUUGACGUCUUGGCCAGUUUUUUUUAUUUGCGAGUUGGUUUUCUUGAUCGAUAUCACUGUAGCUGUAGAGUAA